GGUUAAAUCAUUUCCCACUUCGGCACCGCCUUCCAAAUCCGUCUUUAGGAGUUGUGUCACUUGCAGGAGGAGGUCGACACUGAUGAAAAUAGACCCCCCACACAGGCUACCGCUAAUGAAUGCAAAACAUCCAUUCCAACCGUUAUCUUAUUCUUAAUGGUGAUUGACUUGUUACUUAAGUCAGGUGACAGAAGCAGCAAUACAGCCGUCCCCUUUAUCGGACACUGGUGGUGUGGCACGUUUUACUGCAUGUUUGACUGUUUAUGUACAGUUGGUAAUGCAUCAUACAAAGUUAAUGUCAGACUGGCGUCAUGUGUUUAUAUAAAAGAGCCAUUAUAGAUGUAUUAUUACAUAUUUUAGCCCAGCUGAUUUUGUGUGAUUUCACUAUUAACCUUGAAUUGAGCUGGGUCUAAGUGUAAACAUUUAUCAGUUGGUGGCGAUAAUGCGUCAUCAUUUACCAAAAUGUAAAAACCUCAAGAAGAAGAAGGAGCACAAGGAGCGGAAAAAAAAGAGGAGAAGAAGAGGACGAGGCGACGAAGAAGAGCGUGAGCAAGACAGCGUAUUCUCUUGCUUUGUACACUCUUUGAUCCUGCUGCCUAGCAACAAACAUUGGCGAGCUAGCCCGGUUAGCUACUCUCAUGCGCAACGUAGUUAGCAGGAACGUAGGCUCGCAGACAGAUAGCAAUGCAUUUUCGUCCCGUAAAUGCCACAUAUUUUACUCAGUUGUAGACGUUAAAUGAACUUUAUGUGCCGCACUUAAGCGGUGAGCUCUCGGUUUGAGCAGUCAUUAGCUGGGUACCAUUCACUAGCGGAGCGGAGGGUGCUUUUCUCUGUGGAAAGUGGCUAACAUUAGCUAAGUAACCUUAGCAGCGGAGUCACCAACGUCUCUUCUUGCCACGGAGAAGAACAGAGGGAGGCUGGAGAUAUGUGAUUGUGGGUUAGCUGGCUGGUUAGCUUAUCUGAUGUCGGUGGACACUGGAUGACCUGAAACGCGAUUUUUACAGUGCUUACAGCCAGAGAAAUCCACACGUUUCCUUAAGGUAAUGGUGCCUUUCAUAGCUUGCCACUAUAAGUUCCUGGGUAGAGGCAGAGAGUGAGGGAAGUCAGGUGGCAGUCAGUGUUAGAGAACACAGCCAUCCAACCUCUGUGGGUCACUGCUGCAGUCAGUUUGAUAAAUCAGAGCGAAGAUAGAUCCACAUUUGAAUCCCAAAAGUCAAAAGCUUGUGUUUGUGUGCGUGUCACAUCAUUGAAACUACCCAGGCAGAGUGGAACAGAGAGAACCAGCCAGACGUCACCGCCAUGUUGGAGGAGGAUAUGGAAGUGGCCAUCAAGGUGGUCGUAGUCGGUAACGGAGCUGUCGGCAAGUCCAGUAUGAUCCAGCGUUACUGCAAGGGCAUCUUCACCAAGGACUACAAAAAGACCAUCGGAGUGGACUUCCUGGAGAGGCAAAUACUUGUGAAUGACGAGGAGGUCCGACUAAUGCUCUGGGACACAGCAGGGCAGGAGGAGUUUGACGCUAUUACCAAGGCCUACUACCGUGGUGCCCAAGCAUGUGUGCUAGUCUUCUCCACCACAGACAGGGAGUCGUAUCAGGCUAUCGACAGCUGGAGGGAGAAGGUGGAGGCAGAGGUCGGAGACAUUCCCACAGUCCUAGUGCAGAACAAGAUCGACCUGCUGGAAGACACUGUUAUAAAAAACGAGGAGGCAGAAGCCUUGGCUAAAAGGCUGAAGCUGAGAUUUUAUCGAGCUUCAGUAAAGGAGGAUCUGAAUGUGAACGAAGUUUUUAAGUACUUAGCUGAGAAGUAUCUUCAGCGACUCAAACAGCAAACAGCAGAGGAGACGGAGGUGGUCCAUAUAACAAGCAAUAAAAUAGGUGUUUUUAAUACCACGAGUAGUAAUGUCUGCAACCAGAACUCCAGCAACGGCAGAGAAGUCAUCACUCUGCGACCAAACAAACAGAGGACCAAGAAGAGUAAAAAUCCUUUUGGAAGCUGCAGCCUACUUUAGAUGAAAUCUUAUUCUAGUGACUGACUAUUAUUUCUGACACUACAUUGGUUAUUGUUGUAUUCUGUAAUCACAUUUAGAGACCAAAGCCCACUCAGACUGGGACAUGCUACUUUACACUGCAUUAAUAACCUAAUGUUUAAUCUGAAUCCUGAGUAGUUUCUGCACACUGAUGGUUGAAUUUCCUUUAAUUCAGCCUCCAGCAAUGAUCUGCACACAAUACCUGCACAUGCUUGGUUCCCCCUUGUGGUUGCCUUAAGUAACAGCAACAGUUGCAGCUACACUGCAUGUUUGUUGCCAGAAAUUUGAUUACACCCCAGAAAAAAAAGAUGGUUUUUACAGUCCGGAUUUUGGCAUUUUGACUGUGCAAUAUGUUUGCAUGUAUUGUAGAAGAUACACAAAUUAUUUUGUACCAUAUUUUUAUAGCUGUCAACAGAAUAUGGUUCAAACUAUACUGUUUAUCGUGGAUGAAAACACUAUCGAAUCCAGAGUUAUUUCUCUGCGCAGAAGUAUUUUUGUAUGAAUCACUGCAGUGUCGGGUGAUAUUUUCACUGAAGUGUUGACAUAGUGCCAAAUUAGCUCUUUCUGAGCUGUAGUUAAAUACUAAAGCUGCAGUGAUAUUGAUUUAACACGGAAUUAGUAGAAUGUGCUCCUAUGUAUAAACAAAUAUAUAGAUAACCAAUAAUCUAUAACAGUAAUUUCUGCUUAUACUCCUCUUAUUCACAGCUCUGUUAACCAAAUCAUAAGACUCUCACAAAUUCUAGAGGUUGAGUAAUGGUCCUUUGCUCUUUGAGUCAUAGUACCUCAAGUCACAGUGAGUUAUAGCACUAUGUUUUUGAUUGCAGUUGUUUACAUUUAACUGUGCUUUACUUUAACUUUGGUACAGCUCUGACUAACAGAUCAGCCUCAGAGUGAAGACGUCACUAUAUUUCUAACAUUUGACAACACAAAGGCAUGGUACAUUAUGUUUUCGAUUUGGCUUUCGUAGAAUCAUUUCUAUUUUGUAAAUAUGAAUCUGCUGCUUUCUGAUGGAGAAAUAAGAAGAAGGAGUGAGGCCAGAAAGUUUCCGGAAGACUGACAGCUCACUGCUAAGUGGUGUUUGUCCCUGUGGUACGAAUUUUUUCUCUCCGAAGGUACAAAACCUGCCCACCGAGACCAGAUAUUCUGCUCGUGUGUGCCUGGAUAUGACAGAAAAUUCAGUUUCUUCUCACUACAUGAGGGUACUCCAACAAAAGAUCCCCCAACUACAACUACCUGUGAACUUUAUAUUACUGCCUAGUCUGCGUUAUGCCUUUUUUUUUCUUUCAGAACUUAUUAUAUGAAAGAUAGCGGUUUACCAAGCACAAAGAAAUAUGUGGAAAAUUAAAGUCCCCUGUCUGAGAUGAUCAUAACUUCCUUAUAAAUAGUUACACUUCUACAUCAUCUUGGAAUAGAUGUGCAUGUUCGUUUUCUUGUCUUUUUAGAAAGUUCUCAGAUGUUCAGAUGGGACAGAAUUCAUUCAUGUUUUCAUGUUAUAGUCUGUUGUGAAAAAUCCCAUGAGGUGCUUUAAAAUAUGUUCCAGUUACACCACUGUUACAAAGACUGUCAUAUUUCAAACAUUUGUCAUUUGGUUGUACGUAAACAGUGCUGUUUGAAAAGAGAAAAAAAAAGAAGGAAGUGUGGUGUAACUGUGCAUGCAAGCAUAUGUUUUUUUUUCUCCACAUCAGUGAAUGUCUGACUCAUGCCACACUGCCUUGUCCAUGUUUACAUGCUCCACCGGUAAGCAUUUGAAUCCCUACUCUGCUGUUUGUUUAAAAGUUGCCUGCACAGUGAAUCUGUAAAUAAUUAUUUCUCAAGCUUCCUCUUAUUGUUAACGUUGUGUUUACUUUGCCUUUUCUUGCUUUUUUUUGACUGAAUGGAUUGAGAGCACUUUACCAUUAAAAUGGCAUAUAAUCCGACAUAAUUUAAAGACUAAACUAACCGUACUUAUGUGCUGUCACUCAGGUGUUGUAAUAAUCUUUAUGUUUUACUGUUACUCUUCUUUUUCAAACUUCAUACAUUGAUUUUACACAUUUAGAUAGACAGAUAGAUGCUUUCAGUCUGACAGAAACAACACUCAUUGUUGGAUUUUAGUUUUUAACGGUUAAAAGUGUAUCACAUCUUCAGGUGGGCAACACCUGAUUGUAUGUCUUUGGGGGGGUGGGAUUGAUGGUAAUCUGACAUGAAUAAAACUCUACUUUUGACCUCA
Messenger RNA from Acanthopagrus latus (yellowfin seabream), 4231 nucleotides. RefSeq names its product RAB23, member RAS oncogene family (gene rab23). The coding region runs from base 1300 to 2007 and encodes 235 amino acids. Lineage: Eukaryota; Metazoa; Chordata; Actinopteri; Spariformes; Sparidae. Gene Ontology annotation, molecular function: GTPase activity; GTP binding. The transcript has 9 exons. The record is from RefSeq and is a predicted model, not a curated record.